UUUUAUCUUUUUUCGGUCAUUAUUGAAGAUAAUGUGUGCUUUUCUAUGUAUUUGUGAAGUUUACAGUCAUUGAAUUCAUAGUUUACUCUAUUCCACUGUAAAACUACAUUUUCAAGCUACACAUCUUUAAAUAAGUUUGUAACAUAAUAUUGCCUUUCCCCUGCCUUCUCUUAUAUUCUCUCUACUACAUUUGUCACCGAUAGAGAAAAGUUUCUAAUGUAAUUGAGAAAACUUCUGUGGGAGUUUUGAAAAUUGAGUUCAGCUGAGUCACAGAGAACUUGUGGUUGAAACUUCAGGUGAAAAGUUAUUUAAGAAAGAAUUCGAGAAUCAACAAUGACUGAAGUUGAGGCAAGGCAUAUUCUCCACAGUGGAAUUUUUCAUCCUCUCUUGAGACAAUGGCAAUCUCCAAAUGUGGAAAUUACAGCAGAUAAUCUGAUGUACCCUAUUUUCGUCUUAGAUGAACCUGAUGCAAAGGAUCCAAUUGCUAGUAUGCCAGGAGUAUAUCGUUAUGGAAUUAAUCAGUUGAAAAUUAUAUUAAAGCCUCUUGUUGCUAAAGGAUUACGGUCUGUGCUGCUAUUUGGAGUUCCAAAUCAUUUAGAGAAGGAUGGAUUCGGUAGUAAUGCUGACAGUCCACAGAAUCCAAUUGUCCAAGUUGUACCAAAAUUAAGACAGUCGUUUCCUGAUCUCGUAAUAGCUUGCGAUGUAUGUCUUUGCCCUUACACGAUUCAUGGGCACUGUGGUAUUUUAAAUAUGGAUGGCAGUAUAAAUAACGAGGCCAGCAUCAAACGAAUAGCUGAAAUAGCGGUUGCAUAUGCUAAAGCUGGAGCACACAUUAUAGCACCUUCAGAUAUGAUGGACGGUAGAAUUGGUAAAAUUAAGAAAGGUUUAGCUGCUGAAGGAUUUUCAAACAAGGUUGCAGUGUUAUCUUAUGCUGUUAAAUUUGCAUCUGGAUUUUAUGGUCCUUUCCGAGAUGCCUCAAAAUCAGCCCCACAAUUUGGAGACCGUAAAUGCUAUCAGCUUCCACCAGGCAGUAACGGAUUAGCGAGUCGAGCAGCGGCCAGAGAUGUUGCAGAAGGUGCUGAUAUGCUUAUAGUAAAACCAGGAUUAGCAUAUUUAGACGUACUUAGGCAUACGAAAGAUGCUCAUCCAGAAUACCCAAUGUUCGUAUACCAGGUUUCCGGAGAAUAUGCAAUGCUUUAUCAUGGUGCUAAUAAUGGGGCUAUCAAUUUAGAAAAUGUGUUACAUGAAGUAUUGUUAUCAAUGCGAAGAGCUGGAGCAGAUUGCUUGGUUGCCGUAUUGGCAACGGCCAAAGAGGAGAAGAAAGAAAAAGAAGACAUCGGUACAGUUAUAGGAAUUGAUUUGGGUACCACAUAUUCAUGUGUUGGUGUCUACAAAAAUGGGCGUGUUGAAAUUAUCGCAAACGACCAAGGCAACAGAAUUACCCCAUCUUAUGUGGCAUUUACUGCCGAUGGAGAAAGACUGAUCGGAGAUGCUGCAAAGAACCAACUGACGACAAACCCAGAAAACACGAUCUUCGACGCAAAGCGUCUCAUUGGUCGUGAGUGGUCGGACAGUAUGGUUCAGCAUGACGUGAAGUUCUUCCCUUUUAAGGUUAUUGAAAAGAACAGCAAACCAAACAUCAAGGUAGCAACCUCUCAGGGAGAAAAAGUUUUUACCCCUGAAGAAAUUUCUGCAAUGGUGCUGAGUAAGAUGAAGGAAACUGCCGAGGCAUACCUAGGCAAGAAGGUUACUCAUGCCGUUGUCACUGUACCUGCAUACUUUAACGACGCCCAAAGACAAGCAACCAAAGAUGCUGGUACAAUCUCUGGACUGAACGUCAUGAGAAUCAUCAAUGAACCAACUGCAGCAGCUAUUGCCUAUGGUCUGGAUAAGAAAGAUGGAGAAAAGAACGUCCUCGUCUUUGAUUUGGGAGGUGGUACUUUUGACGUCAGUUUGCUCACUAUCGACAAUGGAGUAUUCGAAGUUGUUGCCACAAAUGGAGACACUCACCUUGGAGGAGAAGAUUUUGACCAGCGUGUGAUGGAUCACUUCAUCAAGCUCUAUAAGAAGAAGAAGGGCAAAGACAUCAGAAAGGACAAUAGGGCAGUGCAAAAGCUGCGUCGCGAAGUAGAGAAGGCCAAGAGAGCCCUCAGUUCCAGCCAUCAGGUGAAGAUCGAGAUUGAAUCCUUCUUCGAGGGUGAAGAUUUCUCCGAGACUUUAACUCGAGCGAAGUUCGAAGAGCUGAACAUGGAUCUUUUCAAGAGUACAACAAAACCUGUCAAGCAAGUUCUCCAAGAUGCCGACAUGAGUCCUAAGGAUGUAGACGAAAUCGUUCUGGUAGGAGGAUCGACGAGAAUUCCGAAGAUUCAGCAAAUGGUUAAGGAAUUCUUCGGCGGAAAAGAACCUUCAAGGGGUAUCAACCCUGACGAGGCUGUUGCAUACGGAGCUGCGGUACAAGCAGGAGUUCUUUCCGGAGAACAGGAUACCGAUGCGAUCGUACUCUUGGAUGUUAACCCACUUACCAUGGGUAUCGAAACUGUUGGUGGAGUCAUGACUAAACUCAUUCCAAGGAACACCGUAAUCCCAACAAAGAAAUCUCAGAUCUUCUCAACGGCUUCCGAUAACCAGCACACCGUGACGAUUCAGGUGUACGAAGGAGAACGUCCGAUGACCAAGGACAACCACCUUUUGGGCAAAUUUGACUUAACUGGAAUUCCACCAGCACCUCGAGGCACUCCUCAAAUUGAAGUUACCUUUGAAAUCGACGCGAAUGGUAUCCUGCAGGUAUCCGCCGAGGACAAGGGCACUGGCAAUCGAGAGAAAAUCGUAAUCACCAAUGACCAGAACAGGCUCACCCCGGACGAUAUCGAAAGAAUGAUAAGAGACGCUGAGAAGUUCGCCGAUGAUGAUAAGAAAUUGAAGGAACGCGUCGAGGCGCGCAACGAGUUGGAAUCGUAUGCGUACUCGCUUAAGAACCAACUGGCCGACAAGGAUAAGCUCGGUGCUAAAGUUAGCGACGCCGAUAAAGCAAAGAUGGAGGAAGCUAUCGAGGAAAAGAUCAAGUGGCUCGAGGAUAACCAGGACACCGACCCGGAGGAGUACAAGAAACAGAAGAAGGAGCUCGCUGAUAUCGUCCAACCUAUCAUAACGAAGCUAUAUCAAGGGACAGGUGGUGUUCCGCCAACGGGUGGCGAAGACGACGAUCUCAAGGACGAACUUUAAUUUCCAGAGAAGCAUAUAAGUUUGUUCGUUCUAGACUGAAAAAAAAACCGCUUCCUUCGGGCAAAUCCUUGGAGAAUUAAUACGCCAGGCGCGAUGGGUCGUGUAGGGUGCAAAAGACUGAUCGACGUUUGACACGUGGUCGUCGCUCGGCUAAGUUACGUUUUGCGACGGAGCGUGGGUGACUUAUAUUUAAGUUAGUCACGGAAACUGGCAUCUCAGUCUUCAACUUGUCCGUUAAUCUCGCCAUUGAGCCGCGUAUUUACCCCAGAUUUCCAACAUCAUCGGUGCGUCUUACAGGACCGGGAAGAGAAACGUCUGUAACGACGACGAUCGGCUUCUCCUCGGACAGCGACGUUGUCCGAGGGUUUUGCAUUUCCAAACUCCCGUCAAAGACUCCAUGUCGUUAAUUUAUUUUAGUCGUUUUGUAUUUUUCGUCAUACGAGUAAUCGAGUACACAGUUAUUAUUGUAAUCGCGACGUAUGCUAUGUAAAACAUGUAUCCUCCAUAAGGCGUGGAUACGUGAUAAUGUGUAUGUGGUGGGAAUGAAUUUUGAAGCGAGUACUCUUGUUACUCUAAAUACUGUGUAUCGUACCAUGUACAAUACUGGUAUAGUAUGAAUUGCGCGAGUGAGGUGUGUACCGUUAACACGAGAUAACUAAAUAAAAAUUUUUCCAAUAAUUCACUUCUUGGCAUCGAUUACACGCAACUUUAUGCGUAAUAAAAAUCAUUGUCAAUGUUUAA
Orussus abietinus is the source of this 3963-nucleotide messenger RNA. It is a transcript of the gene Hsc70-3, whose product is annotated as heat shock 70 kDa protein cognate 3. Lineage: Eukaryota; Metazoa; Arthropoda; Insecta; Hymenoptera; Orussidae. Gene Ontology annotation, cellular component: nucleus; endoplasmic reticulum chaperone complex; membrane. Gene Ontology annotation, molecular function: ATP-dependent protein folding chaperone; heat shock protein binding; porphobilinogen synthase activity. Bases 334 to 3222 code for a protein of 962 amino acids. Gene Ontology annotation, biological process: protein refolding; cellular response to unfolded protein; heme biosynthetic process. The record is from RefSeq and is a predicted model, not a curated record. The transcript has 11 exons.